CAACGCUGUCGCUAUUUGGUCCGACAUUUAUUUUACUUAACACGAAACGGAGAACGAAGACGAUUAUUACCUAACCGACAAUAAUAAGACAAGAUGCCUUCCAUCAUGAAGACCGUAGGAGUUGUGGCAGGAUUGGUGGCCGUUGCCAGCGCUCUCCCAGCUUACCCCAAGUUGACGACGAGACAAAACCACAUCUACAACCUCGCCAAGCGACAAAACGCCGCCGCUGCCGCUCUCGGCCUGCAAGACGUCGAUAUCCUGCAAUUCGCCUUGACCCUGGAAUGGCUUGAGGCUUCCUUCUACCAACAAGGCUUUGCUCAGUUUGGAGACGACCAAUUCAAGGCUCUCGGCUUGAACGAUCUUCAGCUCGCCGAUCUCAAGGGUAUUGGCUCCAGCGAGCAGAACCACGUCGACCUGCUACAGAGCUCCAUUGCACAGGCUGGUGUCCAGCCCGUCCAGCCCUGCCAAUACAACUUCGGCUUCACCGACGCCAAGGGUAUGGUUGCCACCGCUUCCAUCCUCGAGAGCGUCGGUAUCUCCGCUUACCUGGGCGCCGCUCCCCUCGUUUCCGACACCAAGAUCCUCAGCACCGCUGCCUCCAUCCUCACCAUCGAGGCCAGGCACCAGUCCUUCAUCCGCGUCGCCUCGGGAGUCGCCGCCUCCCCCUCCCCCUUCGACACUCCCCUGGGCCCCAAGGCCGUCUUCUCCCUCGCCGCCCCCUUCAUCCAGUCCUGCCCCGGCGGCUCCAACCUCAUCCUCACCGCCUUCCCGACCCUGACGAUGACUAGCCCCGCUCCGGUAGCCGGCGUCAUGGCCCUCGCGCAAGGAACCAUGCUCAACUUCCAGAGCGACGCCGCGUCCGCCGCUACCUUCUGCGGCUUCACUAACUCGGCUGCGCCUGGCGGUACUGCGUUCUCUGCCUUCGACCCUGCUCAGGGGUGCGCUUUGCCGCCUAACCUGGCGGGUACUGUCUAUGUCACCCUGACUAGCGCCGGCCCUGCUGAUGGCGUCUUGACGGAUGCUAUUACGCUUGCUGGGCCUAUGGUCAUGGUCCUUAGCUAAGUGAGACGUUCUCGACACGAUUAACGUCGGAGGUGAAGAAGGGGAUAUAUGUUUCUUAUAAUGACGGCGCCGACACUUUAAUGCUUAAAAGGGUGGCAGAGGAGGAAUGCUCGGUUUUUUUAUGACGGCUACCGACAUCAGGAGCCGGGCCGAGAAGAUGGGGCGCUGCAUUUUCUUAAAAAAAAGAAACGAAAAAGGAAGGGCGAAACGAACGGGCGGGGGUUCUCGGUAGCUCGCACAGUACCGUACCGCCAGUUUAGACAAUAUAUCACGU
This is a messenger RNA of Annulohypoxylon truncatum, 1336 nucleotides long. RefSeq names its product ferritin-like domain-containing protein. Lineage: Eukaryota; Fungi; Ascomycota; Sordariomycetes; Xylariales; Hypoxylaceae. Bases 94 to 1062 code for a protein of 322 amino acids. The record is from RefSeq and is a predicted model, not a curated record. The transcript is spliced from 2 exons.